AUGUUAUCAUCAGUUAUUGGACAAACUUUGAAUUUAAUUUUGGGAGAAAUUUCUAAGCCGAUUACCAACGUAAACUCAGACUGUUCCUUUAAGAUGGAAUGCGUAAAAACAAUGAACAUUUUAGUUAAAGAGUUUGGAAAGAGCUUGCAAGAUGCCGUUAUUCACGUACUACAAUCAACUUGUUCUUCGCUGGGUAGUGAAUAUGAAAUUUAUUUUAAACAUGCGAUCCUUUCACCUAAUGAAAGUGGAAUUGCGACAAGCCAGAUUGCAGAAAAGUUUGACACUGAGGGAGAAAGUAUCAACUUUACAACAGUCAUUUGUCAGCAAAUAGAGUUGCUAGCUACUAUUGUAUGCAAUCGUCAACUUUCCAAGAUACUUUCAGCCAACAAAAAUAAUUUGGUCCAAUUAACUUAUUUACUUUUAGGAUAUUGUCAAUUACCUCAGCAUUUGAUGGAAUUGUGGGAAGAAAAUCCCGAACAGUUUGUUUCAGAAGAAGACAAUCAAUUCUCGAGUUACAGUAUUAGGACAGCAUGUCUGAAAUUACUUGAAGACUUUAACGAGACCUAUGACACUAUGGCUAUUGAGAGCCUGUUAGAUGCUUACAACAAGAGAAUGCAAGAAUCUCAAUCGUUAUAUCUUCAAAAUCCUAAUGGAAGCACUUGGUGGAAGUUGAGAGAGGCUUCCCUAAUGAGCAUUUCUAGCUUUACUGAAUUUAGAGAUCACAUUGAAGACAAUCCAAAAACUUUUGACCUAGUAUCUUUGAUCGCUCAACUAGUCGGCAACGACUUAAAGGUUUCCUCAGACCAUUUACCAUUUUUGAAAUCAAGAGCCAUCCAAUGCUCGAGCUACUUUUUGAAUCAAAUUUCAAAUUCCAAAUUGUUCACUGUCAAUUUGGGUAUGAUCAAAGAAUUAUUUAUAACUUAUGUAAACCACAUGACGGAGAAUCAGCCAAUACCAAUUAGAUUGUACUCAUGUCAAGCUACAGCUAGAGUUUUUUGUUUAGAAAAGGAAUUGUUGGGCACUUUGUUAUCUUCAUUUGGAUUGAGCAGAGAUGAGCUGUUACAUGGUAUUUUGGCAAGCAUGUGCAAACUUGUGAAUGACAUUGGAGACGAACCCAUGUACAUUCCAUUGGAAAGUAUCGCUGUUUUUGUUAAUUUCCUUCCUCAAGUUGUUAUUCCUCAUAGUGAAACCGUUAUUUCAAUAAUGCUCACUCAGCUAAACAAAUUUUCGAACGACAGAACUAUUGCAAGUGAUAUUAUCAAUGUUUUUGAUAAAUUGGCAGAAAUUCCAGAAACUGAAGCCCAACUUGUCAACAAUGUCGUUCCCAAAAUUUCUCAAAUACUCACAAGCUCUGCAACUGCAACAACUCCAGAUUUUAUUGAGAAUUUACUUGACCUUUCUCGCACAAUCAUUAUACAUGCUAAAAAAGAGGACAUACUUACUGUUUUAAACAUUUUGUAUCCAAGUUUGAUGAAUUUGGGAUUUUCUAAUGACGAACCAGCAUGGAUACAAAAGAUCACAGAGUUAUCUUCAUUCCAGUUCUUAUUAGAGUACAUUGGUAGACUUCUUCAACCAAAUUUCAAUGAUUCAGCCGCUUUUGGAGUAGGAGAACUUGUGACUGAAAUAUUUGCCAAACUAGGUCCAGCUCUUAACAUGGAUAUUAUUGGACAAAUCAUCAAAGCUUGUGUUCUUAAGCUUUCAAUUUCCAAUGAUUUAUUAUUUAUUCAAUCAAUAGUGUUUAUUUUUGCAAAACUCUUCCACCACCAAGAUAUUGUACAAAUGUUUUCUCUACUUGAAUCUAUUACGAAUGUAAAGGACUAUGAGAAUGGAUUGACCUGUGUGUUGAGCAAGUGGGCAUAUAAUCAACAAUUCUUUUUUGGCCUUUAUAAAUUAAAGGUCACAUCCACUGCUCUUGCAAAGGUUUUACAAACAGGAGAUGCUCGUUUAACAAGUGUCAAUGUUGCUAUGGAAGUGAAGGAAUCAACGACUGGUUAUCGAACAAGGUCCAAAAAGAUUAAGGAAAGACAAGUUCCUUUCGUGUUGUAUGCGUUCAUGCUUCUCAUUGAUGCCUAUAUUCGAGCUUUAGAAGCCAAAGAAGAAGAAAAGAAUGAAGCAACGUUUGAAGGAAUGAUGUAUGGAGGUGGUUUUGAUGAUGAAGAUCCAUUUGUGCCACAAGACGAAUAUUUGAAUCAAUUGGCUCAAGGAGGAGGCGACUUUUCAGAUGACGAAGGAGAUGAAGAUGAUACUCUAUCAAGCAAAGAUCCAAUCAAUAAUGUUGAUCUCGAAACAACUUUGCCUGAGGUUAUGAAAGAAUUGUGUUCUGUGAAUCAACAGGUACUGACUCACUUGGAAAAGAUUUUGACAGACAAACAAAAGCAGGCCCUUCAGCAAAUGCUCAAUCCACAACAAUAA
Messenger RNA from Naegleria lovaniensis, 2412 nucleotides. RefSeq lists its product as uncharacterized. The record is from RefSeq and is a predicted model, not a curated record. The coding region runs from base 1 to 2412 and encodes 803 amino acids. Gene Ontology annotation, cellular component: cytosol; nuclear envelope. Gene Ontology annotation, biological process: protein import into nucleus. The transcript is spliced from 3 exons. Lineage: Eukaryota; Heterolobosea; Eutetramitea; Acrasida; Naegleriidae.